This is a messenger RNA of Vicia villosa (hairy vetch), 1404 nucleotides long. RefSeq lists its product as uncharacterized. The record is from RefSeq and is a predicted model, not a curated record. Lineage: Eukaryota; Viridiplantae; Streptophyta; Magnoliopsida; Fabales; Fabaceae. Bases 1 to 1404 code for a protein of 467 amino acids. The transcript is spliced from 13 exons.
AUGUCAAGGCCUGUUGAGAGAAUAGCAGAGAUCAAUGAUGGAAAAGAGCUUUGGAAGAUUGUUGUUAGGAUUCACCACAGAUGGAAAGUUGUCUCCAACAAUAAGGAACAUUUUGAAAUGAUCUUUGUUGACAAAUUGGGAGAUGAUAUUCAUGCUGUUGUUCCAGCACCUCAUGUGUCGGUGUUCACCGAAAAAUGCUUAUUAGGGCAUACUUAUACUGGAGAUGUCGUUGGAAUGGUGGAUAGUAUUGGUUAUGCACAGACUGAGUCAGGUGCAAAGAAGCAGCAAAUUAGCAUGAUGUUGCGUGAUCACAGCAACAACAUGUUGAACUGUACUCUGUGGGAAUCAUACGCGGAUCAGUUCAUCAGGUUUAACAAAGUUAGGGUUGCUGCAUCACUCCCUACAGUUGUGUUGCUUCAGUAUGCCAAAGUGAAGGAAGAAGGAAAGUAUCCUCUGUCUGUGACAAACACCUACAAUGUGACCCUUUUAUGUGUUGAUGCUGAUUUUCCGGUCAUGAAAGACUUUAUUGAUAGAAUGCCUGAGGAGAGCAAGGUAACCCUGUCUGAACAACUUGGAGGGAAUUCCCAAUAUUCCUCCCAAAGUUCUGAAAAUCAACAGCUCACUCCUGUGCAAAAAUUGUUCUCAAAGGCUGUUGUUUUGCCUAUUGCUGAGAUUAUUCAACUUACGGAUGUUACAUUUUGUGCUGCUGUCGCUACAACAAAAUUAUUAGUAGCAUCUCCGUUUGGAUGGUUCUAUCGUGCCUGUCAUAUAUGUUGUUUCUGUCAUGUUUUUGAUGUUUCUAUGUUGUCGGCUUUUUUAACGGAACUAUUUCUUAUGAUGUUCAGGUAUAAGAUUGAAAUUGAGGUUACUCACGGGGGCCAAAGCUGCAAUUUUGUCUUCUGGAACAGAGAAUGUGAAAUGCUGUUGGGUUUAUCUGCAUCGCAACUUCGUAACACUAUGAUUCAGGCUGGAAUUACUGAUCCAUUGGACUUUCCGUUAGCACUUGAUCAGUUGUUGAAGUUGGAAAUGGCUAUGAAGGUUAAGUGGCAUCCACGCUGGAAGAACUGUUCCGUCGUUAUGAUUAUAAAAAAUGAUCCUAUUAUCCAGCAACUUAAGGAAAAAUGGGGAACAGAUGAGGAACCUAUUCCAAUCCAAACUGUCGUACCUGAGACUCUGGAGAUUAAAGAGAGUGUUGAUGAGGCUAAAACAGAUGCCAAUGAAGACUGUGAAUUGGUUACAGACCUGGAAAUUACAUCUGAGCACAAGCCUGAUGUUGUCACACCUAGUGGUAAGAGGCAUCUUCCUGCUGCAUCAAGUGAAUCCAUUGAUUUGGACGGAUUACAUGAUGGGGAACUGUCAUCAAACAAGCUGAAGAAGAUAAUUAAAAUGGAGAAGAUUGAUUAG